Ochlerotatus camptorhynchus is the source of this 1762-nucleotide messenger RNA. RefSeq names its product juvenile hormone esterase-like. Gene Ontology annotation, molecular function: serine hydrolase activity. The coding region runs from base 34 to 1755 and encodes 573 amino acids. The record is from RefSeq and is a predicted model, not a curated record. Lineage: Eukaryota; Metazoa; Arthropoda; Insecta; Diptera; Culicidae. The transcript has 4 exons.
CGCAAAGUUCGCUUGAAAAAACCUUUCGUUACUAUGUUUAUAUACGUAACCAUACUAAUAAAACUAGCAAUCGCGUUAGUAAAACAAUUUAUUAGAGAUGCGAUAGUUCAAUACAGUCCCGGAAUUGAACGGCCGAUCGUGCAAGUACGGCAGGGUAAGGUGCAAGGAGCAACGGGCCGACUAUCAAAUGGAAGGCCCUAUAGUUACUACAAGGGAAUUCCUUACGCGAAACCACCGGUAGGAGAGCUGCGUUUUCGGCCACCAGAGCCACUGGAUCGAUUCGAUAAGCCUGUGAUAAAGUGUUUGAUUGAUAAGACUGAUUUCAUUCAACCACACGUACUGUUUAAGUCGUUGGUAACUGGGAGCGAAGAUGCACUUUAUUUAAAUGUAUACUCGCCGGCUGUGUCGCAUUUGGAGGAGAAUAAAUUCCCUGUCAUGGUAUAUAUUCAUGGUGGUGGCCUUGAGCAUGGCACGGCAAGCAGUUUCGUGUACGAUCCACAGUACAUGGUCAUGCAAGGCGUUAUAGUCGUCACUUUGUUUUACCGGCUGGGUCCUUUUGGUUUUUUGUGCCUCCCGAGUGCAGAAGUUUAUGGCAACUUUGGAUUGAAAGAUCAACGGCUGGCCCUGAAUUGGGUUCAAGAAAACAUUAACAAGUUUGGAGGAGAUCCAGAAAAUGUGACCCUGUUUGGAGAAAGUGCCGGAAGUUGGUCAACAUAUUUGCAUUACUUGUCACCAAAUUCAAGAAAAUAUUUCCAUCGUGUCAUUUGUCAAAGUGGUGACGCAUGUACUGAAUCUGCUUUUCAAAUAGAUUCUGCAUGCAAAGCACGCAAAUUGGCACGGUUGAUGGGUUACAGAGGAAACUCAGAUAUAGAAGUGAUAGAUAUUCUAAGAAAAGCGCCUGCCCGUUUGAUUGCCAAAUAUCAAUUGGAAUGUAAUAGUAACCAAGAGAGGGGAUUCCCACUGAAAUUUCCAUUCAGGCCGGUUAUCGAGGAGCACAUCUGUGAGGAUACUAUUAUAAGUCAAUCGCCGGAGAUAUUGUUGAAGUCAUUUGAUACCAUCCAGAUGCCUAUAAUCAAUGGAUAUUUGAGUAAUGAAGGAAUCCUAGGACUUAAGUUAAACAGGCACAGAUUGAAUCAGUUCCAUCAAAAUCCAGAAUGGCUGGUGCCACAACUGAUGGGUCAUCCAGUUGGCUUGAAUAGGACUGUUGUUGGCGACCAAGUGAAGCAAUUCUACUUUGGUAACAAGUCAAUCGGUCUUCAAACAGUAAAUGAAAUAACUGAUCUCUUUUCCGACCAUACCUUUAUCACUACAUCCAAUUUGAGUGCCGAAUGGUUGGCAAAGUAUCAACCAAAUGCGGAGCAAUAUCAUUACGUGUUUUCUUAUGUAGGUAGACUCAACUUUACAAAAUCGUUAUACAACGCCAAUAGUUUACAUGGUGCUUCGCACGGUGAUGAUUGUUUUUAUCUUUUUAACUCUGCCUUUCUACCACAACUGUCGGAAGAGGAUGAAGCAAGCAAAAUGAGGCAAACUGUUGUAAGGCUGUGGACCAACUUUGCAAAAUACGGUAAUCCGACACCGGAUUGUGAUAGCUCAAAUUUCAAAUGGUUGCCAGUGAAGAAGAUAAAUCCGGAAUCUACGAACUUUGAUUUAGAUUGUUUGGACAUUACGUCAAAAGUGAGGAUGAUUCGAAAUCCAUUCCAGGAAAGGAAGGAAUUUUGGAGAAGCAUGAUAAAAAAGUAUACCAAUUAUUUGUGAUAUGAAA